Molecule: messenger RNA, 929 nt
Organism: Anopheles moucheti
Lineage: Eukaryota; Metazoa; Arthropoda; Insecta; Diptera; Culicidae
Product: calcium and integrin-binding protein 1-like
Exons: 5
Coding region: 111-668 (185 amino acids)
Molecular function (GO): calcium ion binding
Source: RefSeq, a predicted model, not a curated record
AAAUAUUUUCUCUUGUAAAAAUUCUACUACAUAAUAAUUUCUGUUUGUGCAAAUUGUAGUCCUCUCCAGUUUUACAGUAGUUUUGACCCUCAAACCUGUAAAGCUUUGUAAUGGGUCAAGUGAAAAGUCAGUUCAGUGAGGACGAGCUUCAGGAUUAUGAAGAUUUGACAUACUUUACAAAGAAAGAAAUUUUGUAUGCUCACAAGAAAUUCAAGAAUCUCGCUCCAGAAAAGGUAGGUCACAACAAGAAUGCGAAACUGUCGAUGAGCAAAGUCCUUGAGUAUCCGGAACUGAAGGCCAAUCCCUUCGGGGAUAGGAUAUGCAAAGUGUUUAGCUCCAGCAACGAUGGUGAUAUAACGUUCGAGGACUUUCUUGAUAUGAUGUCUGUGUUUUCUGAUGCUGCACCAAAAUCGGUGAAAGCCGAACACGCCUUUCGAAUCUAUGAUUUUGAUGGUGAUGACAUGAUAGGUAGGAAUGAUCUGAAGCAAGUUAUCAAACGACUGGUAGAUUACAAUUCGGAUCUCGGGGACAACGACAUUGAACAACUCAUCAAUAAUAUCCUUGAAGAAGCUGAUUUAGAUGAUGAUGGUGCAUUGUCGUUUGCAGAAUUCGAACAUAUUAUCGACAAAUCGUCUGAUUUCAUUAACUCUUUCCGUAUACGACUAUAACAUGCAACACUCUGCUACCUGUGUCUCAAAAACUUUCGAAUGUAUUACUAACGAUCAUAUAGUCCAACUCGUGAUGUAAUUUAAGUAUAUGCAAACGCACAAUUUCAUAAUAAAAUUGUAUUUGUAUUGUUUUGAAUAGAAGAUUCCUUACAUGCCUAUGAGUCGGAGCCACCUGUGAGGCCCCUAAGGCUGAAGGUAGCCUGGUAGCUUCAUUCGCAUGAAAAUCCACGUUGUAAUAAACGACACCACGAUAAAGAUGAA